This is a messenger RNA of Rhodamnia argentea, 1781 nucleotides long. RefSeq names its product rubisco accumulation factor 1.1, chloroplastic-like. The transcript has a single exon. The record is from RefSeq and is a predicted model, not a curated record. Bases 76 to 1440 code for a protein of 454 amino acids. Gene Ontology annotation, cellular component: chloroplast. NCBI's taxonomy places the organism in Eukaryota, Viridiplantae, Streptophyta, Magnoliopsida, Myrtales, Myrtaceae.
AGAUAAGGUUUCACUGGGAGACUCACGGUGAACCCCCUCCACUCUCACCGCACCACCGCCACCGCCACCGCCACCAUGCUCUCUUUAACCCUCAUCAACACCACCCACGCCCACCACCACCAAUUCUUCAAUCCCACCACCACCACCAUCCUCAAACCCCUCACUUCCCCUUCCCUCCACCACCCCCACCACCACCACCAACACCACUCAGCCGGCCCAAGGCCCAUCUCCGCCAGCCUCAACCCUCCACCGCAGCAGCAGCGGGUCUACCAGCCCUUCCGCCCUCCCCCCUCCCCGCUUCCCUCCCAAUUCCGCUCCCUCGACAUCGCUGGCCGCCUCGACAUCCUCGCCAACCGCCUCGGCCCUUGGUUCGAAUACGCUCCCCUCAUCCCUUCCCUCUUCCAGGAAGGCUUCACCCCUCCCUCCCUCGAGGAGGUCACUGGCAUCUCCGGCGUCGAGCAGAACCGCCUCGUCGUCGCCGCCAAGGUCAGGGACUCCUUAAUCCAAUCGAAGACAGACCCAGAUGUUGUCGCCGCCUUCGAUAUGGGCGGCGCCGAGCUCCUAUAUGAAAUCCGGCUCUUGAGUGCCGCAGAGCGGUCUGCUGCGGCGGAAUUCAUAGUUAGGAAUAAGUUCGACGCGAGGGGCGCGCAGGAUCUCGCCCGCGCCAUGAAGGAUUUUCCUCGGCGGCGCGGGGAUAAGGGGUGGGAGAAGUUCGAGUAUAAAUCGCCCGGAGACUGCUUGUCUUUCAUGUAUUAUAGGAAAAGUAGAGAGCACAGGAACCCGUCGGAGCAGAGGACGGCGGCAUUGGAGCAGGCGAUGAGCGUGGCAGAGACGGAGAAAGCAAAAGGCGCGAUAUUGGAAGAAUUGGAAUGGAAAGGUGGAGAAGGAAAUGGAAAAGAAGGGCAAGUGCAGGAUGGGGUUCGGGUACCAGUGGUGAGGCUGAAGAUGGGGGAGGUGGCGCAGGCGAGCUCGGUGGCAGUGUUACCGGUCUGUCGGGUGGAGGAGAGGGAAAGAGAGGUCUUGGAGGCUCCGUGGCAGUGCAAGAGCGAAGGGGAGUUCGGGUUGGUGGUGGCGGAUAAAGGGUGGGCGAGGUGGGUGGUUUUGCCGGGGUGGGAGCCGGUGUUGGGAUUGUCCAGCGGAGGGGUAGUGGUGGCAUUCCCGGACGCAAGGGCGCUGCCGUGGAAGGUGAAUAGGUGGUACAAGGAGGAGGCCAUCUUGGUCGUGGCCGACAGGGGGAGGAAAGAGGUGGUCGAGGACGAAGGCUUCUAUAUGGUGGCGGUGGAUGCCGAUGAUGCCGGGGGUGGCUACGGGUUGAAGGUGGAGCGAGGGCGGAGAUUGAAGGAAAUGGGGGUGGAGGAGAGUCUAGGGACGGUGGUGCUGGUGGUGAGGCCACCAAAAGAAGAGAUUGAGGAUCGAUUGAGUGAUGACGAUUGGGAGUGAAGUGCAACAACAUGAACAUGAGAAGUUUUGUUGAUCUACAAAUGUUGACACGGAUCAAGAUUACAACUCAGUUCGGUUUGAGACUCUGGUGGAACAUGAACUUUUCAGGUUGAAGUGGGGGUUCUUAUAAAUUGCCCCAUUUUGGAUACUGGGAGGGAGGAUCCUCUUUUGAUGUUUCCUCUGUUCUUGUCUUAAAUGUGAGAGACUCAUUUGGCAGAUCAUCCCUGUAGUACUUCAGUAUUUUCCCUUUAUUCAUCAGGAGGUGGGUAUGCCUCUUUUACACACACGUAUGAAAUUCGACAUGUAAUAACAUCUUUGGAAAUUCAUCAAUCCUCUGGUUC